AAUUUAAUGAUUAAAGAUGAGAGAAGAAAAUUUUAGAAUUUUUAUUCUCAAGUUGUUUUAUUAAAAAAACUAAAGUGGAGAAGAGACAUGAAAAAAAAAAACUCUUUCUAUUGGUGCGGUCUGAACGAAAAAUUCCGAUUUUAUCAAUGAUUUAAAUAAAAUUUUUUAAAUAAAUUAAUGAUAUUUUAUAAUUUUUUGAAUUUGAGUUAAUAAAAAGGGUUUAAAUAUGAAGAAGCAUCACCGCAAUCUGCGAACGAUUAUGCGAAAACUGUUAGAAGUUAAAACCUUUCCUGACUUUGAUAAACCCCUUCUUUCAAAAAGAACAAAUUCUUUCACUAUUUUCUUUGAAAUCUUCAACCAUCAAAGGUAGAGCCUUCAAUAAACAAUCCCCAAAACAAUAUUGUUCAAUACGGAAAACCCUGAAACAUUAUAGUUUUAGUAAAAGCAAGAGCAGAGAAAACAAUGGAUGAAGGCAACAAAAACAGCAUAGGAAACAAUGUGGCCAGAGCCAUUGUUGCUGCUCUUGAUUGGAACUCCACUCCCGAUGCUCGCAAAGCCGCCGUUUCUUACCUUGAAUCGAUUAAAGCAGGAGAUAUACGGGUUUUGGCAAACACAUCAUUCCGUUUAGUGAAAAAAGAUUGGUCUUCAGAGAUUCUCUUACAUGCAUUUAAAAUGCUACAGCACUUGGUUCGGUUUCGGUGGGAGGAAGUUGGUCCUUUAGAACAUAGAAACUUUGCAAAUGCUACUUUCGAGUUAAUGUCUGAAAUUGCAGACACUUGUGAGGAAUGGGCUUUGAAAAGUCAAACUGCUGCACUUGUUGCUGAGAUUGUUAGAAGAGAAUUUCUAAAUCUUUGGCAGGAGCUGCUUCCCUCUCUUGUUUCCCUAUCCAGCAAAGGCCCUGUACAAGCUGAAUUGGUCUCCAUGAUGAUGAGAUGGUUACCUGAAGAUAUUACAGUCCACAAUGAAGAUUUGGAAGGUGAUCGGCGUAGGUUACUGUUCCGUGGGCUUACUCAAUCUUUGCCAGAAAUUUUUCCACUACUGUAUACGUUACUGGAAAGGCAUUUUGGAGCUGCAAUGUCUGAGGUGGGUAGACAACAACUUGAUAUUGCAAAACAGCAUGCAGCUGCUGUAACAACUACUUUAAAUGCUGUUAAUGCCUAUGCUGAAUGGGCUCCUUUGUCCGAUCUUUCUAAGUAUGGCAUCAUUCACGGGUGCGGUUUUCUACUUUCUUCUCCCGAUUUUCAGCUUCAUGCUUGUGAGUUUUUCAAACUUGUCUCUCCAAGAAAGAGACCUGUGUAUGACUCUGCUUCUGACUUCGAUUCCGCAAUGAGUAGCAUCAUUCAAAUCUUGAUGAACGUAUCCCGAGAAUUUUUGGUCAGAUCUAGCCCAGCUGGUGGGGCUAUAGAUGAAAGUGACUACGAGUUUGUGGAAUAUGUAUGUGAAAGUAUGGUGUCUUUGGGUUCCUCAAAUUUGCAAUGUAUUGUUGGAGAUAGCACUACAUUCUCACUCUAUUUACAGCAGGUCUUGGGUUUUUUUCAACAUUUUAAGCUAGCUCUUCAUUACCAAUCCCUGCAAUUUUGGUUGGUGCUGUUGAGGGAUGCAAUGUCAAAGCCAAAGCUUUCAGUACAUUCAUCUGGAGAUGGGUUGACUGCUACCAAUGUGGACUCUACUUUGGCUCAGGUUGAUGAAGAAAAGAGAAAGAUUUUAAGUUUUCUGAAUGACGAUAUUUGUAGUACAAUUCUCGAUAUAUCUUUCCAACGCAUGCUUAAGAAAGAAAAGCUCAUGACUGAAACAGCCCUUUCUCCGGGGAUUUUGGAAUUGUGGAGUGAUGAUUUUGAAGGCAAGGGUGAUUUUGGCCAGUACCGUUCUAGGCUGUUUGAGUUAAUCAAGUUUAUUGCUUCAAACAAGCCUCUUGUGGCUGGUGCUAAAGUUUCUGAGAGAAUUAUUAUGAUCAUUAAGAGCCUCUUGAAUUCUCCGAUGCCAUCUCAGGACUUGGCUGUGAUGGAAAGCAUGCAAAUGGCUCUUGAAAAUGUUGUCAUCUCUAUUUUUGAUGGAUCAAAUGAGUUUGCCGGGGGUAGUUCAGAAGUUCACCUGGCUUUAUGUAGAAUAUUUGAAGGUUUACUUCGGGAACUUCUUUCUUUGAAUUGGACUGAGCCAGCCCUCGUGGAAGUACUUGGCCACUAUCUAGAAGCAAUGGGUCCCUUCCUCAAGUAUUUUGCCGAUGCAGUUGCCAGUGUCAUCAAUAAGCUUUUUGAGCUCCUAAAUUCACUUCCUUUUAUUGUUAAGGAUCCUUCAACGAGAGGUGCACGACAUGCACGACAUGCAAGGUUGCAGAUUUGUACGUCAUUUAUUCGAAUAGCAAAAGCUGCUGAUAAAAGUAUUCUGCCUCAUAUGAAGGGUAUUGCUGAUAAGAUGGCAUGUUUGCAAAGAGAAGGUCGUUUGCUUCGUAGUGAACAUAAUCUUCUAGGUGAAGCAUUUCUUGUCAUGGCUUCUACUGCAGGGAUUCAACAGCAGCAAGAAGUUUUGGCGUGGUUACUUGAACCUUUGAGCCAACAGUGGAUACAGAUAGAGUGGCAAAAUUAGUACUUGUCUGAACCUCUUGGUCUAGUUGGUUUAUGCUCUGAGAAAGCACUUAAGAGGAGCGGAACAAGGAAAGGCAAUUCUAACUUACAGAACAGCUCAACAGCAAUUUCUACUCCACAUCCAUUAGCUUCUCAUCUGUCGUGGAUGCUUCCUCCUCUCUUAAAACUGCUUCGUGGUAUACAUUCCCUUUGGUCACCAUCUGUAUUCCAAAUGUUACCCGGAGAAAUCAAAGCGGCAAUGAGCAUGAGUGAUGUGGAGCAAUCCAGUCUUCUUGGUGGUGGGAACCCAAAAUUGUCAAAGGGUGCAUUAACUUUUGUAGAUGGAUCUCAGUUUGAUAUGAAUAAGGAAGGAUAUAUCAAACCAAACGAGGCUGACAUACAAAAUUGGCUAAAGGGUAUUCGAGACAGUGGGUACAAUGUAUUGGGCCUAUCUACAACCAUCGGGGAUCCGUUUUUCAAGUGCAUUGACAUUGAUUUUGUUUCUUUAACUCUAAUCGAAAAUAUACAGUCAAUGGAGUUCAGACAUACGCGGCUGCUUGUUCAUUCUAUUUUGAUUCCGCUAAUUAAGUCCUGUCCUCUGGACAUGUGGGAGGUGUGGCUUGAAAGGCUAUUGCACCCAUUAUUUAUUCAUUGUCAGCAAGCUCUAAGCUGUUCAUGGUCCAGUCUUUUGCACGAAGGCCGAGCAAAGGUCCCCGAUAAUCAUGGGAUUCUCACCGGGUCUGACUUGAAGGUGGAAGUAAUGGAGGAGAAACUGCUUCGAGAUUUAACUCGUGAGAUAUGUUCACUCCUCUCUACUAUAGCAUCACCUGGAUUAAAUGCCAGCCUUCCUUCGUUAGAACAUGCUGGCCAUGUUGGCCGUGUCGACACAUCUUCUCUGAAAGAUUUGGAUGCAUUUGCUUCGAGCUCUAUGGUCAAUUUCCUUUUAAAGCACAAGAGCCUGGCAAUUCCAGUGUUACAGAUUUCUUUAGAAGCAUUUUCUUGGACCGACAGUGAAGCAGUGACCAAAGUUUGUGCUUUCUCUGCUGCUGUAGUUCUUCUAGCUAUAUUUACGAAUAAUGUGGAUCUCAGGGAAUAUGUUUCAAGGGAUCUAUUUUCUGCUGUCAUUCAAGGUCUGGCCCUUGAGUCAAAUGCUGUUAUCAGUGCCGAUCUUGUUAGUCUUUCUCGUGACAUAUUCAUAUAUCUAUGUAACAGAGAUCCAGGCCCCAGGAAGAUUUUACUCUCCCUCCCAUGUAUUAGCCCCAAUGACUUACAUGCCUUUGAAGAAGCCUUGACAAAGACGGCUAGUCCGAAAGAACAAAAGCAGCUUAUGAAGAGCUUCCUUUUAUUAGCUACAGGGAACAACUUAAAGGCUCUUGCUGCUCAGAAAUGUGUAAACAUUAUAACAAAUGUCACAGAUAAGCCACGUAGUUCAGUCAAUGCUCCAGAAAAUAGAAUCGAUGAGGGGGAAACUGUAGGAUUGGCAGCUAUUUUGUGAAGGGUAUUUGGUUUUAGUACUGUACAGAAAGUUUAAUCCAGAAAAAGAAAGGCGAACAUCUUUUCGACAGACACAGUUAUACAGCGAGGUAUAGUGAAGCUCCAUUUUUGCUAUUUAAUAUAGAGGUUAUGCAAUCAAUUCAUCCACCGACUCUGUUGUUUCAAGUAGAAGUAUAUGGCAUUGCUCAUAUGAUGCUGCCACCAUUUAUGUUCUAAUAUUUCUUACAUCUUUUGGAUGAUUGUAGAUAUGGUGGUGGCAACCUUCGAAUCUUAUAUUCUUUUGUUUGUUUGAAUUUACGCAUGAUAAGAUUUGAAUUUUAAA
This is a messenger RNA of Gossypium arboreum, 4377 nucleotides long. RefSeq names its product protein HASTY 1-like. Gene Ontology annotation, biological process: protein export from nucleus; RNA export from nucleus. Lineage: Eukaryota; Viridiplantae; Streptophyta; Magnoliopsida; Malvales; Malvaceae. The record is from RefSeq and is a predicted model, not a curated record. Gene Ontology annotation, molecular function: nuclear export signal receptor activity; RNA binding. The transcript is spliced from 22 exons. Gene Ontology annotation, cellular component: nucleus; cytoplasm; RNA nuclear export complex.